CUAAAUUGUGGUAAUUCCUUAGGUAUAACAACAUCGGCUACAACAUAUGGGCCAGGAACCGGGAGGAUCUGGAUGGCUAUCAGCUAUUGCUCUGGAAAGAAACUUGCUCUGUGGCAUUGUGUUAUUACUGAAUGGGGAAAGAACAACUGUGAUCAUAAAGAUGAUGUUACUGUGUUCUGCUCAGGACAUGAUAUAUCAGUGCGUCUGGUGGAUGGAGAGAGCCGCUGUGCCGGGAGAGUGGAGGCCCUGGGGAAUGACACCUGGGGCAGAGUCCUGGAUGAUGAUUGGACGAUAGAUGACGCCGGGGUUGUAUGCAGACAGUUGCUCUGCGGUGAUGCAGAUGAGGCAUCUGUCACUGAGGCACCGACACAUAACACCUCUAUAAUAUGGUAUACAGUUACCUGUCAGGGGAAUGAGACUGCACUACAGGAUUGUGUUACUGCUACGUACAACCCCACAGCUACAGGGAAGACGGGUGUUGGGGUCACCUGCUCAGAGAGUAAGCGGCUGCGGCUGGCUGGUGGCCCCAGUAGAUGCGCCGGGAGAGUGGAAGUCUAUCACCAGGGAGAGUGGGGCACAGUCUGCGAGUACCUCUGGAGCUGGGUCAUGAAGGACACUGAAGUUGUUUGUAGACAACUAAAUUGUGGUAACGUCAUAUCCGUAACAAGAGCCACGACUUACGGGCUAGGAACUGGGAGGAUCUGGAUGGAUGGAUUACGUUGUAAUGGAAAUGAGCUGGCUCUAUGGCAUUGUCCUUUCUCUGGAUGGGGAGAUACCAGAUGUGAGCAUGAAGAGGAUGUUGGUGUGAUCUGCUCAGGACAUGAUAUAUCAGUGCGUCUGGUGGAUGGAGAGAGCCGCUGUGCCGGGAGAGUGGAGGCCCUGGGGAAUGAUACCUGGGGCACAGUCCUGGAUGAUGAUUGGACGAUAGAUGACGCCCGGGUUGUAUGCAGACAGUUACUCUGCGGUGAUGCAGAUGAGGCAUCUGUCACUGAGGCACCGACACAUAACACCUCUAUAAUAUGGUAUACAGUUACCUGUCAGGGGAAUGAGACCGCACUACAGGAUUGUAUUACUGCUACGUCCAACCACACAGCUACAGGGAAGACGGGUGUUGGGGUCACCUGCUCAGAUAGCAAGCGGCUGCGGCUGGCUGGUGGCCCCAGUAGAUGCGCCGGAAGAGUGGAAGUCUCUCACCAGGGAGAGUGGGGCACAGUCUGUGGCAGUUACUGGGACAUGCAGGACGCUGAUGUGGUCUGUAGACAACUAAACUGUGGCCAUGCCAUAGGUAUAUCAUCAGCUGGAGUAUAUGGGCUAGGAACUGGGAGGAUCUGGAUGCGAGAGUUACAAUGUACUGGAAGUGAGCUGGCUCUAUGGCAUUGCUACUUCGGAAGAUGGGACAGUACAGGUUGUCCACAUGACAGAGAUGCUGGUGUGACAUGCUCAGGUCACAGAGAAUACAGGCUAACUGAUGGACCUAAUACUUGCUCAGGGAAUGUAGCAGCCAGACAUGGUGACACGUGGGGCUAUCUCCGUGAGACUGCCAUGGACCUAACAACGGCCAACGUCAUGUGCAGAGAGGCUGGAUGUGGACUAGCGGUGCCGUCAUCUCUGACCCAUACCAGGAGACCUGGAGCAAUCUGGGAAGAAGAAAUCAAGUGUGUUGGGGAUGAGUCCAAGUUAUUCCAGUGUCAGAGAGUUCCUACGGCUGAGGAAAGCUGCGACAGCCACAAUAUCCUUACUGUUCAGUGCCAAGGUACAUUCCAAGGCUACAGACUCGGGAACAGUAGUGAGAAUUGCUCCGGCAGAGUGGAGCUGCUGUACCGGGGAGAAUGGAAGUCACUGUGCAGCUCCCACUGGGACUUACACGUCGCCAAUGUCCUGUGCAGACAGAUACUCUGUGGUGCCGCGGCCUCAGUCCCAGCUGGAGGAUACUUUGGGACAACACGUGGAUAUUGGACAGACAGGUUCCACUGUAAAGGCACCGAGGCUCACCUUUGGGAAUGUGACGUCACUGCACUUGGGAACAGUAAGUGCCACACGUGGGACACUGCAGGCGUGAUAUGCACAGGAACGGAGGAGUCAAUGCGUCUGGAGGAUGGAGACAGCCAUUGUGCUGGGAGACUAGAGGUCCUCACCAAUAGUACAUGGAGGAGAGUGGUGGCCAGUCAGUGGGACAUCACAGAGGCACAAGCUGUCUGCAGGGAAUUACACUGUGGAGAAGCCGUUGAGGCAUUUACUAUUGGAACGAUACCACGGACCAAUGGUCAUGUGACCUCCAAGCAAUAUUUGUUCCAGCUAAACGAGAUCCAACUAAAUCACUCAUCACUCACUGAUCUGCCCUCUAUGGGGGCACAUUCCAGCGGGGCACAGGAUGUAGGAGUAAUCUGCUCAGAAAGCAGACGUCUGCGCCUGGUAAAUGGUCCUGGGCGCUGUGCCGGCAGAGUGGAGGUCUAUCACCAGGGAGAGUGGGGGACGAUCUGUGAUGACUUGUGGGACACAGCAGACGCCAAUGUGGUUUGCAGACAGCUAAAUUGUGGUCAUGCUCUUAACGCCACAACCCGUGCCCGUUACGGGGAAGGAACUGGGAAGAUCUGGAUGGACGAUGUAAGAUGUAGCGGGAAUGAAACUGCUCUUUGGAAUUGUCCGUUCAGCCGGUGGGGUCGGCACAACUGUCGGCACAAAGAGGACAGUGGCGUAACGUGCUCAGAGUUGACGGAUGUUCGUCUGGUUGGGGGACCGGAUGGCUGUGUAGGAUGGCUGGAGGUCUAUUAUAAUGGAAGUUGGGGGUCUGCGUGUAAUAAUCACAUGAACGAUGUCUCAGUCUCGGUUAUCUGUAAACAUCUCAGCUGUGGAUCUAGCAGGCAGCUCAUCAUAUCGCGCACACAUGAACUUGGAAAUAAACCCGUUUGGGUGGACCAUAUAGAUUGCCGCAAACAUGCCAGCCUCUUAUGGCAGUGCCCCUCGUCCCCAUGGAAGAGAGACUCCUGUUAUGAUAAUGAACUGGCAGUAAUUAAAUGUGAGAGAAGGGAAACACGGCGUCCUGUCACCUGCCCGGCAUCAGAGCCCUGUACAGAUAACGACCGAGUCCGUCUCACUGGGGAGAACAACUGCUCGGGCAGAGUGGAGGUCUAUUAUCAGGGAGUGUGGGGAACAGUCUGUGAUGAUGACUGGGACAUGCAGGAUGCGGAGGUGGUGUGUAAGCAGCUGGGGUGCGGCUCAGCCAUGAAGGCCACUGGAGAGGCCAGAUUUGGGGAUGGGACAGGCCCCGUCUGGCUGAGCGAGGUGAAUUGCCGAGGUUAUGAGAAGGCCCUGCAGGACUGCUGGUCUCUGCGCUGGAACACGAGCGACUGUCUCCACAAGGAAGAUGCUGGAGUCCUGUGCUAUGGACUCACAGAAAAAGGCCCAGCUACUGCGUCAGUCACAGCAUCAGGGCAUCUCACACCCGUUCCACCCCAGACACCCGUUCCUCCGGUUCUCCUUGUGUUCCUCAUUGUGCUGGUGUCCUUUCUUGUUAUUGGGGUCACUGUUAUCGGGAUUCUGAUAAGAAUUAUAAAGAGAGAUAAAAAGGCCCUCAGGAGCAUGCGCUCAGUGUCGCCCUAUGAGCCUGUGUAUGAGGAGAUUGAUCUAAGAAUGCGGAAACAUCCGGACAGCGGGUACCAGCAGCCAGCGGUUUCCCCGGAUGGUGCUGAGCAGACGCUGGAGUAUUAUUAUACCAGUGAGGAGAGUCGCCUUGUGACGCCAGGUUCCUCUCCAGACCGCAAGAUGUCAGAAUAUGACGACGCCACGUUAUUUUCUGACGCUCUGACCAUCGGUGGGACAGAUGGGAGUAACGGUAACUGUGUAACACACAGGAAUUACAUGUUUCUAAGUAGACUUCCAUUAUUGCUACUAUAA
Pseudophryne corroboree (corroboree frog) is the source of this 3894-nucleotide messenger RNA. RefSeq names its product scavenger receptor cysteine-rich type 1 protein M130-like. The transcript has 17 exons. Lineage: Eukaryota; Metazoa; Chordata; Amphibia; Anura; Myobatrachidae. Gene Ontology annotation, cellular component: membrane. The record is from RefSeq and is a predicted model, not a curated record. Bases 73 to 3894 code for a protein of 1273 amino acids.